Onychostoma macrolepis is the source of this 2488-nucleotide messenger RNA. RefSeq names its product ariadne homolog 2 (Drosophila) (gene arih2). Bases 400 to 1875 code for a protein of 491 amino acids. Lineage: Eukaryota; Metazoa; Chordata; Actinopteri; Cypriniformes; Cyprinidae. The record is from RefSeq and is a predicted model, not a curated record. The transcript has 15 exons. Gene Ontology annotation, molecular function: zinc ion binding; ubiquitin conjugating enzyme binding; ubiquitin protein ligase activity. Gene Ontology annotation, cellular component: cytoplasm; ubiquitin ligase complex. Gene Ontology annotation, biological process: ubiquitin-dependent protein catabolic process; protein polyubiquitination; positive regulation of proteasomal ubiquitin-dependent protein catabolic process.
CUCCUCACUAACAGAAGUCAGUUCACUGUUGAAAACAGCCUCGCGCUCGGACACGGAAGUGACGCCGCUCUAGAAUCCCCCCGUACUUCCGAUCUUCAGCUCUGCUGCGACUCAUCUAGCGAACGGAUCGGACCUCUGUCCCAAUAUCUCUCUUCAGCCAGCGUCGAGUGGCGGCCCGACGCGGUCCCGCAGUAUUUUUUUCUCUGUCUGAGCUCAUCCCUUGCUCCGGUUCCUCAUGAGUGACGGGGAGUGUGAUUUCUUCUGCUUUUUUCGGUGCUGCUAAAAGCCACAGGGCCCCCUGGGAUUCUCGAUCCAGUUGGGGGUGGAGAGGAGCAGCUCAGUAGCUGCUGAUUAGUGGAGAGCAGCUGUCAGUCAGGGAAAGGUCGGGCCCAGAGGGCUAUGUCUGUGGAUAUGAGUAGCCAAGCCUCAGACAGUAACGAGGAAUUUGAAGAUGAUGAAGACAUCGUAGAGGGCGACAUCCCUGAUUAUUAUGAUGGACUUGAUGAUGACGUGGCGAUAGAAGAACCGUUUGACCCGGAAGAAUACCAGUUCAAUUGCUUGACGUACAGGGAAAGCCAGAGGGUACUAACUGAGGAAGUCAACAAUGUAGCCACUGCCCUAAAGGUGUCACCAGCUGUAGCCAAACUGGUCCUUGUACAUUUUCACUGGCAAGUGUCACAAAUACUCGAAAGGUAUAAGUCCAAUUCCUCUCAGUUGCUAUGUGAAGCCCAUGCUCAGCCCACAAGCCUCUGCAGAUCUCUCACUGCCGGAACGUCACAGCAGUGUGGGGUGUGUCUGCAGCUGGUCCGGAGAGACGCUCUCCUCGCUCUACCCUGUCAGCACUCCUUCUGCAAGGCAUGCUGGGAGCAGCACUGCACUGUACUUGUCAAAGAUGGCGUGGGAGUUGAGAUCUCCUGCAUGGCGCAGGAAUGCUCUCUUCGCAUGCCAGAUGAUUUUGUUCUUCCUCUGCUGCCCAGCGAGGAACUGAAAGACAAAUACAGACGCUACCUCUUCAGGGACUAUGUGGAGAGUCAUUUCCAGCUGCAGUUGUGUCCUGGUGCCGACUGUCCAAUAGUUAUACAGGUGCAGAAACCUCGAGCUCGUAGAGUCCAGUGCAGCCGCUGCGAAGAAGUCUUCUGUUUCAAGUGCAGACAGAUGUACCAUGCACCCACAGACUGUGCUACCAUCCGCAAAUGGCUGACCAAAUGUGCAGAUGACUCUGAGACAGCCAACUACAUCAGUGCACACACUAAAGACUGCCCUAAGUGCAAUAUCUGCAUUGAGAAGAAUGGAGGGUGCAACCACAUGCAAUGCUCAAAGUGUAAACAUGACUUCUGCUGGAUGUGUCUGGGAGAUUGGAAGACUCAUGGCAGCGAGUACUACGAGUGCAGUCGCUACAAAGAGAACCCUGACAUCGUGAAUCAGAGCCAGCAGGCCCAGGCCAGAGAGGCCCUCAAAAAAUACCUGUUCUACUUUGAGAGGUGGGAGAACCACAAUAAGAGCUUGCAGCUGGAGGCACAGACAUACCAGCGGAUCCAGGAGAAGAUUCAGGAGCGAGUCAUGAAUAACCUGGGCACCUGGAUUGACUGGCAGUACCUGCAGAAUGCUGCCAAGCUACUGGCCAAGUGUCGUUACACGCUGCAGUACACUUAUCCUUAUGCCUACUACAUGGAGUCUGGACCCCGCAAAAAACUGUUUGAGUAUCAGCAAGCGCAGCUGGAGGCGGAGAUCGAGAACUUGUCAUGGAAAGUGGAGAGAGCAGACACUUAUGAGAGAGGAGAGCCGAGUGCUAACGAUAGAGGGGAUCUGGAGAAUCAGAUGCACAUUGCUGAGCAGAAGAGACGGACGCUGCUGAAGGAUUUCCAUGACACCUGAACAUCCGUCCAUCAAAUCCACAUCGAGUUCACUCUUCUCUCAACUGUCUUGGUCCCUUCUCUCCAAAGAUACCCCUCCACUUUUUUUGUCAAAACUCUACUCUGCAUCUCAUAACGUUUUGUCCAUCUCCUUUGUUUUUCACAUUUAUAGCAUCUCUUUUCAAAGCGUUUUCCCCCUUUUGUUCAUUCUUUCCUUCAUCGGUGCCCCUUUUUUGCUUUCUAAUCUUUACUCUGCUGCAGGGUUUGAGAAUAGCAUGAUUAUGUUCAAGGAUUCACAUACGCAAACAUUGCAUUCUCACAUCCCCACAUCAGCUGACAUUACACACACACACACACAUGCACACGCACACUCUCACACUCAAAACACUCCACCAAAACGGUCUAACUCUUUUCUUCCUCCAUCAUUGCUCCUGCCAUAACUUUUGCCUUCUUUCCUUCUCACUCUUGCUUUCUUCUCAUGUUUUUUUUUUUCUUCCUUGGAAAUGGCUGUUGAUAGUUAGAUCAUUUAAAAAAAAAAAACUGAAAAAAAGAUGAAAAACAAAUGAUGCUGUAAUUUUCAACGGUUGUACAUUAAUACAGAAAUAGAGUUACUGAGAGAAAGUUUUUAAACCAGA